This is a messenger RNA of Closterium sp. Yama58-4, 753 nucleotides long. The record is from the annotation of a GenBank genome assembly. NCBI's taxonomy places the organism in Eukaryota, Viridiplantae, Streptophyta, Zygnematophyceae, Desmidiales, Closteriaceae.
AUGGACGAUGACGUCAUGGCUCCAGAUCGAAUCUCCCUACAGCUUGCUCUUGCCUCACGCAGUGACAAGCUAUUGGUGGGUUCUAAUUUCGUUCGCCUGCCAGCGGAUGCCACGCCAAGACUCACAGCAUGGGCCAACGGCCUCUCACAGACGCAGCUGUACCUGCAGCAGCUGGUGGAAACCACCCUCAUCGCCCCCACCUGGUUCUGCUCCCGCCAGGUCUUUGACGCUUCAGGCCCCUUUCACGAGAGUGGACCGGGCACACCUGACGAUCUCAUGUUCUUCCACCAGCACUUGAGCCACGGAGGCUGGCUGGGCAAGGUGCCUCGGCCUCUAGUGACGUAUCGCUUUCACACGGCAUCAGUGACAGGCUCGCGAGGCUGCCCCUGGGAGAGCAUCUGGGAGCAGCGGGUUAAACACCUUGAAGCGCAACUUCUUUCGGGGCAUAGCAGCUCCUGCUGGUCAGAACUCACAAUCUGGAAUGCUGGCAAAGAGGGCAGGAGACUCUACCGCUCUCUCUCCCCAUCAAACCAAGCUAAGGUGGUUGCUUUCUGUGAUGUGGAUGUAAAAAAGAUAACCAGAGGAGUGUACACACACCACGAGUCCAAUAGGGCAGUGCCAGUAAUCCAUUGGUCUGUAGCAAGGCCGCCACUGCUCUUAUGUGUGAAAAGAGGGCUUACUGGGGGUGGGUUCGAGGAGAUCAUAGAGUCACUGUGCAUGGAAGAAGGGCUGGAUUAUAUUUACUUCUCAUAA